UGGCGCACAGGUGACCCGGAUGUGGCGCAGGUUGUGUUGACAUCAGAGCGGCGAUCAUCAUCAUCAGAUCAUGUUCAUAUUUCUGCGAUUCUAGUGCGUCGAAGCGGCGCGUCAGUCGUUCUGCGAGCGUCAGGUGCAGCAGCUUCUCUCCAUGUGUGUCUACUGAGUCCCGGAGUGUGUCGUGCUGUUGUUCUUCUGUUCUGAGUGACUCGAGGUCAUCAUGGCGAGUAAAGCUGGAGACGACCCGGACAGCCUGAUGUCUCUGUGCACCAUCUUCUGCCUGAAGAACCUGCGGAGAACCAUGUGCUACAGCGAAGGCGAGCAGAACCGGCUCCAGCUGCGGCCCGACGUCUUCCUGCCCGGCGAGAUCUGCGACCGGCUGGUGAACGAGUACAUGGAUCUGGUGCACACUGACAGUGACUUCGAGCCGCAGGACGGCUUCUUCCAGCUCUUCAGUGACCCGCGCAGCACCAGACUGACCCGCCUGCAGCUGAGGGAGGAUCUGGUGCGAGACCGAGACCUGGAGGCCAUCGGGAAACAGGAUCUGAUGGAGCUUCACCUGACCUACUGUAGCCGUCUGACGGCGCGCGGCCUGCGGACGCUCUGCAGCUUCAGACACUCGCUGCUGUCGCUCAGUCUGUUCGGCUGCUCCAGCGUCUUCUUCAGGAAGAGCGGCGCUCCGCUGGCGGCUGGCGAGGACGAGGACGAGGAGGAGCGUCUGCAGCGGCACACUGUGGACCUGGACUUCAGCUUCCAGGGCUUCAACCGUCUGCGUCUGCUGAACCUGGGAGGCCUGCGGGCGGAGCUGGACGUGGAGAAGCUGCUGCGGCCGCUGCCCGCUCUGACCUCGCUGGACCUGUCGUCCGUCCAUCUGCCUCGACCGGCCUUCCUCACGCAGUGGAGCGAGCGACUGGCGUCUCUGGUGCUGUAUAACGUGGAGCUGACGGAGGAGCUGAUCCACAUGCUGCUGCAGAUGAGCAGACUGAGACACCUGGAUAUCUCGCGAGAGAAUCAGAGAACGUCUAAAUUCAAGAUGACGAGGAAGAUCUUGAGCAGUAUCGUUCAGAGUUUGGUCGAUCUGGUGUCUCUGGACAUCUCUGGACACAUCAUGCUGGAUAACUGCACGGUGCCGGCGUUUGAGGACGCCGUGGGCCGGCCGAGCAUCGAGCCGUGUAAGAGCAGCAUUUACCCAUUUCAGGAGCUGAAGAGGCCGCUGCAGUUCUUAGGACUGUACAACACAACGCUCUGCAACGUCACACACAUCCCUGCGUAUAAGGUACUGCAC
Sinocyclocheilus anshuiensis is the source of this 1285-nucleotide messenger RNA. RefSeq names its product protein zer-1 homolog. The annotation marks the transcript as partial. The record is from RefSeq and is a predicted model, not a curated record. NCBI's taxonomy places the organism in Eukaryota, Metazoa, Chordata, Actinopteri, Cypriniformes, Cyprinidae. Gene Ontology annotation, cellular component: Cul2-RING ubiquitin ligase complex. The transcript is spliced from 7 exons.